Molecule: messenger RNA, 762 nt
Organism: Huiozyma naganishii CBS 8797
Lineage: Eukaryota; Fungi; Ascomycota; Saccharomycetes; Saccharomycetales; Saccharomycetaceae
Gene: CSE4
Product: centromeric DNA-binding histone H3-like protein CSE4
Exons: 1
Coding region: 1-762 (253 amino acids)
Biological process (GO): rRNA transcription
Cellular component (GO): nucleosome
Molecular function (GO): protein heterodimerization activity; DNA binding; structural constituent of chromatin
Source: RefSeq, a predicted model, not a curated record
AUGCAGAAACAACAAUUUGAUAGUAGCGAUUGGGAUCUGUUGCCCACCGCGCCGCUGACUACUGACCAGGAGAAAAUCAAUGAGAGAGCGCGGGAACUUCUGGAGAGAAACCGGAGGUACGGGAGACUGCUGAAAACGGGCGGCGAUCCGCUCCCAGAGCGAAGGCGGUACGAAAGAGACCUGGACUCAACAGAUAUACAGGAUGGGGACGUUGUCUCCAAUAGUGGUCCGUACGAGAACGAGCUCGACAUAUCGCACGUUCCGGACGAUUUCGAUGAAGAAUUUGAAGACAGAUCUGAAUCAGAGGUCUUAAGUACCGUUAACGGUACAAAUUCCAUAAUAGCGCCGCGGUCCGUCGAGACUCGUAGAUACCAAAGGCCAAAUAAGUUUGGCCAACUGGAGAAGAAGAUCAAAGAUAUACAGAGGAAGAGAAUUGACGGAACUGCGGCCCAACAGGGGAAGAAAUUUAGACCGAGUAAUUUGGCUUUGUACGAAAUCAGGAAGUACCAACAAUCCACGGACCUUUUAAUAUCAAAGAUACCAUUUGCUCGAUUGGUCAAAGAGGUUGCCAGUGACUUUGUAUGGGAGAGCGAACCCCUAACUUGGCAGUCGAUGGCGAUCUUGGCAUUGCAAGAAGCAAGCGAGGCUUAUCUGGUGGGCCUCUUGGAACAUGCCAAUCUACUGGCUUUGCACGCGAAAAGAGUCACAGUGACCAAAAAGGACAUACAAUUGGCUAGACGGAUCAGAGGUCAGUUUAUCUAG